AUGUUGCUGAGCCGACUCUGGCACCAGGCCAGCGCUGCGCGUGGCAGCAGGGCCCCCGUCGUCUCCUUCACGGCUGCGGCGCUUACUAAAACACUGGUGACCGAUCCGCCGCCGCUGCCGCCGAUGAAGGGCGUCGCCUUUGGCACCCUCUUUUCGCCGCACAUGGUGAUAAUCGACUUCAGCGACGGCAGGUGGGGUGCGCCGGCGAUCGUACCUUUCGCCAACUUUUCGCUGCCGCCGCAGACGUCGUGCCUGCACUACGCGACACAGUGCUUUGAGGGAAUGAAGGUGUACGCGGACAUUGCUGACAUCACGAGGGCCGCGAGGGGUGAGAAGCUGGAGAAGCAGAGCCUGCGCCUGUUCCGCCCUGACCGGAACGUUGCGCGCCUGCGCCACAGCAUGCGCUCUCUGUGCUUCCCGGACUUUGACGAGGCGGAGAUGCUGAAGGUGAUCACGGAGUUCGUGAGGACGGAGAAGGAUUACGUGCCUAAGGAGCACGGCUACUCGCUUUACCUGCGUCCGGCUGCUAUCGGCACCGCAGAUAGCCUUGGCGCCACUCCCUCGAGGUCGGUGCGUCUCUUCGUGAUUGCUUCGCCCGUGGGGCCGUACUACCUGCCGCCGGAGGGUCAGUCGGGUGCGAUGGCCAUCAAGCCCGUGACGCUGCUGGCGGAGGAUAAGCGCAAGCGCGCGUGGCCCGGUGGCACUGGCGGCAGCAAGCUGGGUGCCAACUACGCUGGGCCGCUACUGGUUCAGGAGGAGGCGCAGGCUCUCGGCUACAACCAGGUGUUGUGGCUCGGCUCCAAUGAUGAGGUGCAGGAGGCCGGAUUCAUGAACUUCUGCACGCUGUGGAAGACGAAGGAGGGCAAGACAGAGCUGGUCACCGCGCCACUGGACGGGACGAUCCUGCCCGGCGUGACGCGCGACUCGAUCCUGGCGCUUGCACGGUCGUGGGGCGAGUUCGAGGUGUCGGAGCGCCCGUACUACAUGUCUGAGCUGGUGGAGGCGCUGCAGGAGGGGCGCGUAAUGGAGUGCUUCGGAUGCGGCACGGCUGCCAUUGUGUCUUCCGUGAGCAUGAUUGGGUAUCGCGGCAAGGAGUACAGCGUGCCGCUCUCGGAGCCGAGCUACGCGCGCCGGUUCCUGAACGAGAUAACGGAUAUCCAGUAUGGCAAGACGCCGAGCCCGUGGUCAGUGAAGGUCGAGGCUUGA
Molecule: messenger RNA, 1206 nt
Organism: Leishmania major strain Friedlin
Lineage: Eukaryota; Euglenozoa; Kinetoplastea; Trypanosomatida; Trypanosomatidae
Product: putative branched-chain amino acid aminotransferase
Exons: 1
Coding region: 1-1206 (401 amino acids)
Biological process (GO): branched-chain amino acid metabolic process
Molecular function (GO): branched-chain-amino-acid:2-oxoglutarate transaminase activity
Source: RefSeq, a predicted model, not a curated record